Fopius arisanus is the source of this 3692-nucleotide messenger RNA. RefSeq lists its product as uncharacterized. The transcript has 3 exons. Lineage: Eukaryota; Metazoa; Arthropoda; Insecta; Hymenoptera; Braconidae. The record is from RefSeq and is a predicted model, not a curated record. The coding region runs from base 539 to 2248 and encodes 569 amino acids.
CCGGGUGCGCAACAGAAAACACUGAUAUCCAUUUCCUCUAAAAAAAAAAAAACAAAAGACAAAAAAAAAACAAAACAGCAAAACGAAAUGUGACCGACGUACACCAAUAAUCUCCAUUAAUCUCAAUUAAUCCCCAUCAAUUUGCUCCAACAAUCAGUCCCUCGUAAAUUUGAAGAAUUGACGUUCUCCACUUCGACUUCCGGUACCAAAAAAAAAGAAGAAAAAUAAAACGUGAAAAUGAUGAGUGCAGAGGAGUGAACCGUACGAAUUAGUCGAGACGAGUUGAUAAACAAAAGGGAAAUGGUGGUGUGGAUUAUCUCUGAAUGAAUGAGAGGGGAAUUUCAGCUGUUGGAGUUUUAAUUGGGAUAAUGGUGGCCAUCUUGUGUUUAUGUGACGGAGUUUAAUUAACGUGAUUAGGGAAUUUUAUUCUCUGAGUUUAUUUGUUUCUUUUUUUUUGAGUGUCGGUGAAAGUGGAAGGUAUUACGGGUGAUGGGGACAGUGUGAGGUUUUGGGUUGAGGUUUAUUUGGAAUUUUGGUGAUGAUGAUGGCACCGCAGGUUGUGGGGGUUCUGCUCAAGAAACCUGGACAGCAGAAUCACCCACGUGUCAGACCUAUGGAUCCACAGGAGACUAAAAUCAGAGGUGAACUGUAUGUCGAGGAUCUUGGUGAAAGGAGAAUGGUAUCGAUCAGAAUGGGUUGGCUGUGGGUCGAGGGAACACCAAGUCUAGCUCUGAGGGCACUGAACCUUCGUCAGGCGUCGCCAGGAAUAUGUCAGCCCCAUGCAUUAGCACUUGGAUUUACAUUGAGCAACACCAACGGCCAUCCACUUGCUACCUUUUGGGCGGAUACAGAGCCCAUCUACUGGUCAUGGGUUCGUGCGAUAGCAGCUGAACUCGUCCGUCAGACGCCAUUCCGCUCCCGUCGCUGUCUAAAUUUUCUUGAGAUCCUGACAAUAUGCCCUCGAGGCUCCCUACCCCUUCCCGACAGUCCCCCAGACUCUCGCCGACGUUCCCGAAGUGAAUUACGAUGUCGCCUGGACGAUUCCCCGAUCGACAAGUCCCUUCAUAGCCUCUCAAUCCUAGAUGACACCCGAAGACGAGCAAGAAGUGAAUUGCGCUGCUGGUCAAGCAGCAAUUCCAGUGACGAGGACAUCGUCGGUGAAUUUCGUUCAAUUCCAUCAGUCCUACCGAAGCCCCAGCCAACACGCACCUGGGGCUGUAGCGAAAGUAGCGAAGGAAGUGACGACAGUUUGCCUUGGGGUGCAAAUACCACGACAAUUUCCCUGCCCGAGGCACCAACCAGAGAGCAGAGGAUUCAACGUUACAAGGAGGCGAGAAGACGUGAAAACGAGGCGAGAACCAAGAGAGUCCUCGAGGAGGACGCAAGAAGAAGAAAGGCAAGAGCCGAAGAGAACAACAACGAUAUCUCCAGGUACACAAAAAUUCGAAAUCGAUUGUUUCGUGAUGAGGACAUCAUCAAGACUGUCGACAUAUCCUUCACCGAGAGACUUCCACCGAUAAAACCUGUCGAAUCACGAGUCGUUAAUACGAGAUGUCUCGACGACUCGAGGAACAACAACAUCUGCAGGAAUUCCAAUGUCCUUGUCGAUGUAAUGACGAGAGUUGAGACGAGUUAUCUGGCGUCGGAGAGGAGGAGUCGAGCCAGGGAGAGGAAAUCAAUGAAGAAUGAAGUGAAGGAGAUGCCUGUCGUAGUUAUUGAGGCGAAGGAUUUGUCCUCGAAUAUUCUGUCGAGAAUUCCCAUCUCGAGGACGACGAAUCGAGCCAACUCGAGUCCAAGGGCAUCUACAAUCGAGUCGAAGGAUGUGAUUGACGCAAGGGAUCGGUCUCUAGGGAAUUUUUCAAGGAUCGGGGCCAGUCCGGGUGCUCUAAGUACUUGUGGAAAUCCACCCUGCGAGGAGGAUGUUGCUAGGUUGCUCGAGAGGUGCCAGAGGGUUGAUCAUUAUGUUCCUGUCAGGGAGAAGCUCAAUCUCUUUGAGUCUCUCUCGAGGAUGGGUGGGAGGUUGGCUAGGAGUACAGAGGACCUGGGGAGGUCAUCUGCAAGCAGCAGCCCCAAGGGCAAGCAGAGGGCACGCUCUCUUCAUGAUCUUAAUCGAGGGGUCAAGGCUGUACCUGUCAGGGAGAUGUGCAGGCUUUUUGAGGGGGACAACUCCAGGAAUAAAGAAGUCUUGAGAAAUUUGGAUCCACCCUGUGUCAGGGCUUCCACACGACGACGACAGUACCUUAAAUGAUAGGCACCAAAGAAUCGGUCCAUGACCAGUUUUGUGUUCAACUCAUUUUGUUGGGGAAAAUUUCAUUCGACUCUUGCCUUCCUAUCAGUCAUUACGGAUUUAUCUCGACAUGAGAAUUUUUUUCGGGAAACUUCAGUGGAAAAGCCGAAUGGAAAUUUCCUCUGAAUGUGAAUGAAAAAUGUGGAGUUUGUUAAGUGUCGAUUUAUCUCGGAAACGAGGGGCUCUAGGGCAAGAAGACAGAAGAAGUUUUUUGGAGCUGAUGAAAUCUGCUACAAAAAAGUCGGGAGGUGCUUUUUUCUCAAAUCAGCUUUUGCUGAGGUAAUUCGAUGGUUAAUGAAGUGUAGAAAAUUGAACUUUCAGUUUUCAGUGCUAAGAUCUGAUUCAAUUACAGAUUUAUCUCGAAAAUGAGGGGUUCUCGGUGAAAAAGUCAUAAGAAAUUUUUUGGAGCUUAUGAAAUUUGCGACAGAAAAGACAAAUGAUUGUUUUUUCAGAAAUCACGCAUUAUCGGGUAAUCUGAUAGUUGAUUUCACAGAAAAUUGAAUUUUCGCUUUUUGUUACUGAGAUAGAUCUGUCAAUCGUAGAAUUAUCUUGGAAACGAGGGGUUCUAAGCGAGAAAGUCAUAAGACUUUUUUUGUAGCUGCAGAAAUCUCCAACAAAAUAUCUCCUAUGAAGUUCUCCCUGAAACCUCUCAUUAUCGCCAUAAUUGACAGGGAAAGUCUUCGCCGCCCCUUCGAAAAAUUAAUGUUCGAGCAGGUCUGAAGAACGUUAUAACUGUAGCUCGAUUUUUGUCGAUUGCAACAAGCAUGAAAAUUAAUUUAUAAUUUUUGUAAAAAGACAUUGUGUGACAAUUGUAUUUUUUUGUAUUUUUGUUAAAACUGAACGUGUGAAUUUUUGUACUCAAAAGAAAAAGAAAUCGAUGGAAUUGGGUGGGAAAUUCUGCUUCGUUGUAAUUUUCGAAUGGAAAAUUCGUAACGGAAGAUGAGAAAAUGAUUGGAAAAGUAAAAAAAAUAUAUAAAAUGAAUAGAAAAAAAAGAAUAAUUUCUCUACGUGAAAAUGUAUUCCUUUUUUUGGAAUUUCGAAAGCAGAGUGCGUGUUCGUUGAGUCUGGAAUUCAUGAGCAAUAUAUAUAUUUUUUUUUUUGGCAACUCGCCAAAGAGGUCCUCUAGUCCUGAAUAAAGUCAUCGCAAUCGAAUGUAAUGGAGAUUAUGAAAUAAUUGUGGAAAGUCGAUGUAAUCCGAUGACAAUUACUGUUCCCCUCUUCGAAUUGUCAAUUCCUAUCCCCUUCCUUUGUUCAUUGUCACAUUGUAAGUGAAUUGUUUUGCUCUGAAGACGUUAAGUUGUAAAUUGUAUAGUUUUGUAAACAAAAUGUUUCUUUGUAAUAAAAUUCGGACGAACAAUAGCUGCAUUAUGAAGAGCUGUUGGAACGUCUUUUUUGUUAAUUCUUA